Molecule: messenger RNA, 2089 nt
Organism: Anolis sagrei ordinatus
Lineage: Eukaryota; Metazoa; Chordata; Lepidosauria; Squamata; Anolidae
Gene: GFI1
Product: growth factor independent 1 transcriptional repressor
Biological process (GO): regulation of transcription by RNA polymerase II
Cellular component (GO): nucleus
Molecular function (GO): DNA-binding transcription factor activity, RNA polymerase II-specific
Source: RefSeq, a predicted model, not a curated record
UGGUGGUGUCGCAGCAGAGAAGCAGCUUCUUAACGCUCAGGAAGUGGAUCUUGUGGUUUCAGGGGCUGAGCUCAGAAGGGGAGUUUAGAAAGCAAGAGAAAAAGUCCGGCUGAAAGGCAAACGAUGCUUCAGAGACCAGCAGAGGAGGAAAGGGCUGCGCGUCCCCCCCAAGACGGACAGGAAAGAGGGGGGGACAGGGACCGGAUCCUCCCUUCCCUAUGCUGCCUUCCAGCCGGAGGAGGGGUUUAAAGGGAGUCGCUGUCCGGGAGGCUGCUCCGAGUCGCCCAGGAGCCUGAAGGGAGCAGUCCUCAACACCUCCGCCGCCGCCUCCUCCCGCUUUCCCCGCCGGCACCAUGCCCCGCUCCUUCCUGGUGAAGAGCAAGAAGGCGCACAGCUACCACCAGCCCCGGGGGCCCGACCACGACCACGGCAGCCUCAGCCUCGAGAGCGUCCUGGCCCAGAUCUGCGCAGAGGCGAAGGUCCCCGCGGAGAUGCCGGAGGUGGAGCCCCCCGUGGGCCGCUUCUCUCCGGACUCGCAGCCCCCCGACGGGACGGACUCCGCUUCCUCUUCGUCCUCCUCCUCCUCUUCCUCCUCGGCGCCCCCCAGCUGCGAGGGCAGCCUCUGCACAGACAGAGCCGCCGAGAUGGAGGACUUCUGGAGGCCGCCCUCGCCCUCCGCCUCGCCAGCUUCUGAGAGGUCCAUCUGUCCAUCCUUAGAUGAAGCAUCCCCCUUCUCGGUGCCCUUGAAACCCUACGCAUGGAGCAGCCUGGGAAGCUCUGAGCUGAGGCAUUUGGUACAGAACUACAGGCCUUGCCCGGCUCUGGAACGGAACACAUCCCUUGGUAUUUUCUGUGAGCGGAGAUCUGAGCCCAGUCUCUUUGGAUCUGAGCGGAGCUCGGCACUGGGACUCUAUGGGGACUUUGGUUCCUCUGGACUCUUUGAGCGCCCAGCUGCAGCCCCUGGCAUCUAUGUGGAGGCCUCCUCUGGACUCCACCAGGAGAAGAAUGCAAGUGGCAUCAAACUGGAAUCAGAGCUCCUUUGUCGUCCCCUGUUGCUCAGUGGUUCCUACAAGUGUGUCAAGUGCAGCAAGGUCUUCUCCACUCCACAUGGCCUGGAGGUGCACGUUCGCCGUUCACACAGUGGCACCAGGCCCUUCGCUUGUGAAAUGUGCGGCAAGACCUUUGGCCAUGCUGUUAGCUUGGAGCAGCAUAAAGCAGUGCACUCACAGGAACGUAGCUUUGACUGCAAGAUCUGUGGCAAAAGCUUCAAGAGAUCCUCUACAUUAUCUACACACCUUCUCAUCCACUCAGAUACCCGGCCUUAUCCAUGUCAGUACUGUGGGAAGAGGUUCCACCAAAAAUCUGACAUGAAGAAGCACACAUUCAUUCAUACAGGUGAGAAGCCUCACAAGUGUCAGGUGUGUGGCAAAGCUUUCAGCCAGAGCUCCAACCUCAUCACUCACAGUCGGAAACACACUGGCUUCAAGCCCUUUGGCUGUGAUCUCUGUGGUAAAGGCUUCCAGAGAAAGGUGGAUUUGCGGAGACAUCGGGAGACACAACACGGCCUGAAGUGAGAGCCUCAUGGAAUCAGGGGAAAUCAACAGAAACACUAUGUCAAUGCAUUUUCCCUUCUUCCUGGUGGGUUGCCCUUUCCUUUCAUCAACUCUCUGGAUGUUUGACCCACUUCCAACCAUGCUUUUACUAAAUGGGAAAUUACAGCAUGUUGGUUAGGUUUUGGUAGAACUUAACCCAAUAAGUCUUGGGGUGAAAGGAGAAUGUCAUGGUUCAUGAAAGGCAGGAUGAACCCUCUUCUCUUUUUUCAUUCCUUUAAAACAUUGUGGGAAAAUAAUAUACUCCCCACCAGCUUGAAAUCCCAAAGACACUGUAUGGAUAAGGCUACCUGGUGCCUGCAAACCAGAAAGUCCUCUCUCCCUGUGGAUUUGCCUUAACUAAUUCUUUGCAUACCUCAUGGGGACGGAGGAAUAACAAAGACUGUACAUUCUUUUAUUUAGUUUUACCGUGUGUUCUUAUGUUCACUGCUGAAUAUUUAUUGGAAAUAAGUUUUAAAUUAAUAAAGUAUAGAACAUUU